AUGGUUAACAAGCCCAUGCGAUGCGCGAGCAAGGCCGCCGAGAGCGCGUCCGCACGUCUCUGUGCGGACGCCGAAGCAGAAACCACAGCAACUGAUGUCUUAUCGGUUGCUGAAGCGACUCAGCCUGUGUCACUUGGUGAUGCAGGCGCUGGUCAUGAAAAUACUCAUGUCUUCACAGAGUAUGAGCUCGGUGUCUCAUACUCUCCUGAUACGGAAGACGGUUCCGUCUCGACGGCGAUUGAAUCCAAGCCGCCUGCCAAGCGUGGCAUGGAUGAUGCUAUGCGUCGUAGCAUCUUUGGUUCAUCUGAUGAAUCAGAUGAACCAUCGCCGAAGCGAAGGCGCUCGAGGUCGCACGACUCGGGCGCUAACAGUUGUGGUGAAGUCGAUCUCACAAAAUUGCUUGUAUGA
Peronospora matthiolae is the source of this 408-nucleotide messenger RNA. The record is from the annotation of a GenBank genome assembly. Lineage: Eukaryota; Oomycota; Peronosporomycetes; Peronosporales; Peronosporaceae.